Messenger RNA from Colletotrichum truncatum, 3006 nucleotides. The record is from RefSeq and is a predicted model, not a curated record. Lineage: Eukaryota; Fungi; Ascomycota; Sordariomycetes; Glomerellales; Glomerellaceae.
AUGAUGACCGAUUCAACAGAGCAAUCCGCGAAUGCCGUAGAGGUCCCUGCUGCCGAGGCCCCAGUUGUGGAGGUGCCUGUCGCAAACCCAGAGAUCAAGCAAGAUGCGCCUGCCCAGCAGGAUACGCCCGCCACCGUUGGCGGCGAAGAGUCAGAAGAAGACGUCAACUCCAAGAAGGUGACUCUUGCGGAUUUGACUGCUAAGGGCACUGCGCUUUAUGCGAAGAAACAGUACGAGGAGGCAGCCGACUGCUUCACGAGAGCGGCUGAGCUGCAGGACGAAAUUAAUGGCGAGAUGCAGCCCCAGAAUGCCGAGAUCUUGUUCCUCUACGGCCGCAGUGUUUUCAAGGUUGGCCAAAGCAAAAGUGAUGUCCUAGGAGGCAAGGCCGCCAGCGAGAAAAAACCCGAGAAAUCGAAACCAAAGACCAAGAAGGCCGCACCUGUCGCAUCCAUCAAUGCGUCUGUCGAGACCGACGCAGAGAGAGUAACAGAAGAGGGUGUCGCAAUUGUUGCCAGCGAAGUGGCCGGAGCGGAUACAGAUGAGAAGGCUGGAGAGAAGAAACCUCUCUUCCAGUUUACCGGCGACGAAAACUUUGACGACUCGGACGAGGAAGAGGCCGAGGGCGAAGGCGAGGAAGAAGAGGAAGACGAAGACGAUCUCGCCGUUGCUUUCGGUGUUCUUGACAUGGCCCGCAUCCUCUACAGCCGCCAGCUGGAACAACUAGAGAAGGAGGAGCCCAAUGGCAAGGCACAAGAACAGGUUGACAGUGAAAAGCUUACCAUCAAGCACGUCAAGGAGCGCCUCGCCGAUACCCACGAUCUCCUUGCUGAAAUUUCCCUAGAGAAUGAGAGAUACCCCGAUGCGAUCGAAGACUCUCGCAAGUCAUUGAAGUACAAGAAAGACCUGUACACUGAUGACUCCGAAAUCAUUGCUGAAGCACAUUUCAAGCUGUCAUUGGCUCUUGAGUUCGCCUCCGUAACAACUACCCAGGAGGAAGGUGAGAAGGCGGAUAAGCAAGCCUUUGAUGAGAAGCUUCGUGAGGAGGCAGCAAAUGAAUUGGAAGCAGCCAUCAACAGCACGAAGUUAAAGCUUCAAAACAAGGAGGUUGAGUUGGCCACCAUGGCCUCGCCAGAGGACAACGAGGUUACAAGAGCAACAAUUACGGAUGUCAAAGACAUGAUUACGGAUAUGGAGCAACGUCUCGUGGAGCUCCGCAAGCCACCUAUCGAUAUGAAUGCCGCUCUUCGCGAUGCUGGCGGUGACGCCAUGGGAGGCAUCCUGGGUGCCGCUCUCGGCGAAUCGGCCGAGCAGACUCAGGCUCGCAUCGAGGAAGCCAAAAAGACGGCCACCGACCUUACUGGAUUGGUCAGGAAGAAGAACAAGGAGGAGCCUAAGCCUGCUGCGUCCCAGUCUAAUGGCGGGGAGGCCAAUGGUAGCAAGCGCAAGGCCGAGGAACCUGCAGAGGAGGACGAGGCAUCUAAGAAGGCCAAGGUCGAGGAAUCACCUGCUGUGUUGCUCGUGAGUCACCGUGGAAUCGUCACGCCGAACCUCCUGCGAGCCCAUUGCCCAAUCCCAGGAACGACCCCGCUUCGCCAACCUUCUCCCUCCACCCAUUUAAAAAAAAAAUCAUACAUCAUGCUCGACCUUCAGGAUUUUAUCAAGGAGCGUGGCGGCGACCCGGAGAAGAUCCGCGAGUCUCAGCGCCGUCGCCAUGCGCCUAUUGAGGCUGUAGAUGAAGUUAUUGCUCUGUGGGAAGAUCACCGCAAGACUCAAUACGCUGCGACACAGAUUGGCAGCGACAUUAACGCUACGCAAAAGGAGAUUGGCAUGAAGAAGAAGAACAAGGAGAACGCCGACGACCUGCUCAAGAAGAAGGAGGACCUGCAGAAGCAGAAGAAGGAUAAGGAGGACGAGGCGGCCGCGAAGCUCGUCACGCUGAACGCCAAGGCCAAGAGCAUCGGCAACUACGUCCACGAAUCCGUCCCCAUCAGCGAUAACGAGGACAACAAUGUGACAGAACGCGAGUGGAAGCCCGAGGCUGGCCUUGCCCCCAAGACCGAGCAAACGCUCAGCCAUCACCAGAUCGUUACGCGUCUGGCUGGUUAUGAUUCCGAAAGAGCUAUCAAGCUUGUCGGUCACAGAGGUUACUGCUUGACCGGUUACGGUCUCUUCCUCAACCAGGCUCUGAUUAACUACGGUCUCGAGUUCCUUUUCAACAAGGGUUACACUCCCAACCAGCCCCCUUUCUUCAUGAACCGUAACCAGAUGGCCAAGACCGCUCAACUUGAGCAAUUCGACGAGGAACUGUACAAGGUUACCGGCGACGGCGAGGAGAAGUAUCUCAUCGCUACCUCUGAGCAGCCUCUCUCUGCCCUGCACAGCGAGGAGUGGAUCCAGGGCAGCCAGCUGCCCAUCAAGUAUGCAGGUUACAGCACGUGCUUCCGCAAGGAGGCUGGCAAGCAUGGCAAGGAGGCCUGGGGUCUUUUCCGUGUCCACCAGUUCGAGAAGAUUGAGCAGUUCGUUUUCUGCAAACCUGAGGACAGCUGGAAGCACUUCGACGAGAUGAUUGGUGCUUCUGAGGAGUUCUACCAGAGCCUUGGCCUGCCCUACCGGGUUGUCUCCAUCGUCUCUGGAGCUCUGAACAACGCCGCUGCCAAGAAGUACGACCUGGAGGCCUGGUUCCCCUUCCAGGAGGAGUACAAGGAGCUCGUCUCCUGCUCCAACUGCACCGACUACCAGACCCGUGAGCUCGAGGUUCGCUAUGGUGUCAAGAAGGCCAAGGAGGCCCCCGGUGGUGGACGCAAGGAGUAUGUCCACGCCCUCAACGCCACCCUCUGCGCCACGGAGCGUACCCUUUGCUGCAUCUUGGAGAACUACCAGACCCCCGACGGCUUCAAGGUCCCCGAGGUCCUCCGCAAGUACAUCCCCGGCCAGCCCGAGUUCCUGCCUUACGUUGCAGAACUUCCCAAGGAGAUUACUGUUGUCGCUGGCCAGAAGAAGAAAUAA